Aspergillus tanneri is the source of this 786-nucleotide messenger RNA. RefSeq lists its product as uncharacterized. Bases 1 to 786 code for a protein of 261 amino acids. Lineage: Eukaryota; Fungi; Ascomycota; Eurotiomycetes; Eurotiales; Aspergillaceae. The record is from RefSeq and is a predicted model, not a curated record. Gene Ontology annotation, molecular function: O-methyltransferase activity. The transcript has 3 exons.
AUGAUGUCCUCAGUCAACCUCAUGGGCCUGGCCAGCAACAUCGAGGCCGUUGCGGAGGCUGCAGAGAUCCAGGUCGAUGAGGAAAGCCGAAAGCGUCUGCUACAAGCUUGUGACAAACUGCGGAAGACCUUGGAAUCCCCGUUUGAAUUCACCUUGCGAGUCAUUUUUGCGGGUCAUCAAGCCAUGGCACUACGGUUAGGCAUCGAUAUGAAGCUCUUUGAUGCUGUAGCUCAGCACACCAAGUCCGGUCCGUUGCCUGUAUAUUUCAAAACCAAAGGGUGGAAGAACCCCAACGAUUUGCAUGAUGGUCCUUUCCAAUAUGCGACGGGAACGAAGUCUCACUACUUUGAUUUUCUGGCCUCCGAGCCAUAUUACCAGCAAGCGUUCAACACCGUCAUGACCAUCUCGCACCGCCGACAGGGACAGAACUGGUUCAACUUCUUCCCAGUGGAAGAAAAACUGCGCGUGGCGAAUGAUUCGGACAUCCUAAUCGUGGAUGUGGGUGGAAGCCAGGGUGGCGACAUCAUCGCUUUCCAACAAAAGCUUCCCCAUUUGCGGGGCCGACUCGUCCUCCAGGACUUGCCCAUCGUGAUCAACGCAAUCACGGAACUCCCAUCAGGCAUUGAGUCCCAAGGUCAUGACUUCUUUGAGGAGCAGCCCAUGAAAGGCGCUCGGGCGUACUACCUACGAACGGUGCUGCACGACUGGCCAGAAAGAACAGGCGCUACAAAUCCUUGCCAGGAUUCGGGAGGCGAUGGCGCCAGAUUCGUUGCUUCUAAUCAAUGA